Chlorocebus sabaeus (green monkey) is the source of this 995-nucleotide messenger RNA. It is a transcript of the gene BSPH1, whose product is annotated as binder of sperm protein homolog 1. Gene Ontology annotation, biological process: sperm capacitation. The record is from RefSeq and is a predicted model, not a curated record. NCBI's taxonomy places the organism in Eukaryota, Metazoa, Chordata, Mammalia, Primates, Cercopithecidae. Gene Ontology annotation, molecular function: heparin binding. Gene Ontology annotation, cellular component: cell surface.
UAGUUGUAUGGGAGAAGGCGAGAAAGAGAGAUGAUGGAAGGAGGUGAAAAUAAGAGAUCCAGGGGCAGGGGGGAAGAAUUGUUUGGUAGAUAAAUGCCCACAUUUAUAUUUCUAUGCUUACGGGAGAUUUCUGAAACUGGAGCAAAUGCUAAGCCAAAUUUUGAGACUGUUUAUAUCUGGGAAAAAAGUAGGGCAGGGGCAGCAAUAUAAAACAAAAGAGCUUUGUCAUUAGAGAGCCAAAGCUCUGCUAUUGAGCGGCACAAUGACAUUUACUACAGUCACAGCCAAUGACUCUGAUUUCAAAGGGCAGCAGCCCCUAGGAAGACAGUCACUUGAUAACCUCUCUCUCAACACACCCGGAAACAGAGGAAGAAUUUUGUUUUCUCUAGAUGGGGAGUGUGCCUUUCCAUUCCACUAUAAAAAUGGAACCUACUAUGACUGCAUCAAGUCCAAGUCAAGACACAGGUGGUGCUCGUUAAAUGAGACUUACGAAGGAUACUGGAAGUAUUGCUCUGCCGAAGAUUUUGCAAGCUGUGUGUUUCCCUUCUGGUACAGACGCUUGAUCUACUGGGAUUGUACUGACCAUGGGGAAGCAUUUGGGAAAAAAUGGUGUUCACUGACCAAGAAUUUUAACAAGGACCGAAUUUGGAAAUACUGUGAAUGAUGGCGAGAUUUACCAGGGGAGGGGGAUGAAGACGUUUAAUCGUUCUCCUUGGAAAGAACCUAUGGUUUUUGUUGGCAGAGAAGAACCCUUUCUCAUUAGAGAGGGGCUUUUUUUAUUUUUUAUUUUUUAUUUUCUGGGAUGUGAGUUGAAGGUGAUCUAACUAAAUAACUAGAGGUUUUUGAUUAAGGAUUAUGGGGUUUUAAUAUGGAAAUCUGUAGUUUAGCCUCAGCACUUUAAUUGCUAACUGUGUAAAAUUAGUCUCUUUUAAAAAUUAAGUCUAUGGGCUAGGCGUGGUGGCUCAUGCCUAUAAUCCCAGCUCUUUGGGAGGCUG